GAGGUAAUUGCCAGCAGAGGAUACAAUGGGGACAUGUUCAAAAGAGACUGUGAUAUUCAGUCUCGUGCAUGUUGCAAUCAAGAAAAAGUCAAGAGAUUUUUUUCACCGGACCUAUAGCAUUAUUCAUAAUGAAGAGAAUUUGUGAGGACGUGACUGUGCGUAAUAGGCCAACAAGGAAGUUUAAGAACAUCCCCUGUAUCUAUGGUCACCUUAUUGGACUGAACACGCAACAUACCUGCACAAUGCUACUGUCAGAGAGAAGAUCAUACCAAAUUAUGCAUUCAUGGAGGAAACUGAGGAACACCCAAAAAGUGAGAUCCUAUUUAGCCACAAAGACUACUUUGCUACAACAGAACAAUUCGCUACACUUAGCGGGGGUGAAGUAGAAAACAUAUUCUUGGACAUAUGGUCAUGGAGUGGGAUCCUAUUUAGCCACAAAGUUAUCCUUCAACUGAAGCAAUAUAGUAUUUCCUGUCUCUCAGCCAAGCUAGUGUGGAAUCAUUUUGCCCUCUCUUGAUAAAAUCUGUGGACAACAUUGGAGGUGCAUAUCCAUAUAGAGCUUGGAAAGGUGAGAUUUUUAGUCUUGUAUGAAAGUUGGUAUUGUACCAAAAUUCUGCAAAAGCCAGUAACCA
Molecule: messenger RNA, 632 nt
Organism: Ipomoea nil (Japanese morning glory)
Lineage: Eukaryota; Viridiplantae; Streptophyta; Magnoliopsida; Solanales; Convolvulaceae
Exons: 3
Coding region: 69-386 (105 amino acids)
Source: RefSeq, a predicted model, not a curated record